Saprolegnia parasitica CBS 223.65 is the source of this 1533-nucleotide messenger RNA. RefSeq lists its product as hypothetical. The coding region runs from base 1 to 1533 and encodes 510 amino acids. Gene Ontology annotation, molecular function: protein binding. The transcript is spliced from 15 exons. Lineage: Eukaryota; Oomycota; Saprolegniomycetes; Saprolegniales; Saprolegniaceae. The record is from RefSeq and is a predicted model, not a curated record.
AUGCGACGUAGCGUCGGCCUCGUUGAAGCCCAAGACGUGUCCGAGGUGAUUCGCCCGACAACGCUCGUGGCCGCUGCUAGAGCCGGUAACGUUGACCUUGUCGCACGACUCUUGAACGCUGGCGCGGCCACCGAGACCGUGGACGACGCGGGCGUGACACCGCUGCUGGCGGCGACCAAGCGCGGUCAUCGCAGCAUCGUUCGCCUCUUGCUCGAGCAUGGCGCCAAUGUCACCGCAGCGUCGUCGACGGCACUGCACAUGGCCGUGCGCUUGGGGCAUGUCCCGCUCGCGCAGCUACUGCUCGACUACAACGCCCACGUGGACGCUCGACGCCCGCAUACACCUCUCUUGCUCGCCGUGGAGCGCCACCACGUGGAGAUGAUCAAGCUCCUCCUUCGCUACGGCGCCAACCCGACGCUUGUCUCGGAGGCCGGGUUUACCCCGCUUUUGCUGGCCGUGGCCCGCAACUUGCUUGAGAUGACCAAGGAGCUUUUGGAGGCGAACGCCGAUACGGAGCUGCCCAACCACAAUGGGUACUCGGCCGUCGCUGUCGCCGCCUACUACGGCCACUUGGAGGUCGUGCGCCUUCUUGUUGCCCACGGAGCGCUACUCGACCCGACCGACAAGGACGGCUCGACGAGUCUUUGGCGCGCAUGCUUGGAUGGCAGCACCGAGAUUGUGGACCUCCUGGUGCAGCGCGGCGCCGACAUCAACAUGGCCUCCUUUGACGGGAAUCGACCGCUCGUGACCGCGUCCGAGAAGGGCCAUUUGGACGUUGUCCGUCGUCUUCUCGAAGAUCGCAACCGCGUCGACAUCGAUGCGACCAACCAAGAAGGCAAGACGGCGCUGUAUCAAGCGAGUUGUUUCGGCCAUGUGGAGAUUUGCCGCGCGCUCUUGAAGGCGCACGCGACCGUCACCGUGGCCACGACGAAGGGCGUGACUCCGAUUGUGAUUGCGAUUGUCGUCCAGAACGCCGACGUUGUUGAGCUCUUGCUGCCCCACGUGCAUAUCAACGAGCCACUUCUCGGUUCAACGCUCUUGCACAUGGCGAUCCAGCGACGCAGCGUACGCAUCGUCGAGGUCCUUGUUGCCCACGGCGCCGACCUCGACGCACUCGACAAAGACGGCUACACGGCGCUGAGUGUCGCUGUCGAGCAAGGACAUCUUGGCGCCGUGGAGGCGCUUGUCCAGCACGGCGCGAGCCUCUCUGUCGUGACUGAGAUUGGUUUGACGCUACUGCAUCUGGCGAGUUUUUCAGGCUGGCGAGAUGUCGCCGCGUACCUCUUGGCGCGUGGCGCCAAUGCGUUGGCCACGGAUACGGCCGGCCGCACCCCACUGAUCGUCGCGUGUCAGUAUGGCCAUUCCGCGGUUGUCGCGUCCUUGAUGUCGACAAGCCGCCUCCACCGGACCACCGAGACGCUGGGCGGCACGACGGCAUUUGCAAUGGCGGUAGCGUACGGCCACAAGGAGAUUGCAGCGCGCAUGAUCCUCGAACACGACGUGGCCGUCCAGAUUGCACACGCUGCACUAUAA